AUGAACAGCAGCCCAGCAUUUAGCAGCACAAGUAAAUCUAAAUCAACGACGACUCUCAGGCAAGACAAGCUUAAAAAAGCGGCUUCUGAUGAUAAACUCAAGACACCCAAGUCCCGAGGGUAUCACAUGCCGACUGAAAAGUCACCGGUGACACAUUUCUGUUCGGCCAAACCUCCAAGGACUGAUGGCACACCCUUCAGGACUCCCAGCAAAAAGUUUUUCAGUGAUCACUCUUUGCAUCAAUCUACGCCAGAUUGUUUUGGUGUCGUGCAAUUUGAGACACCAAGAGGUAAGAGUGACGUUGCUACUGAUGAACCAACGCUCUAUGAAGGAGAAACUAGUAAUUUAACUGUCGGCAUUAGAGUUAGGCCCAUGAACUCAAAAGAAUUGAGUGACCCAAAAGUAAUGUCAAUCGUCAAAGUCCAAGGAACGAACAUCACAGUAGACUGCGAUGCAUCACAGCAUACAUUUUCAUACGACCAUUGUUUUGUUUCAUACGCAAACACCGCCAGAGCGAACCACGCCAGCCAGGCGACUGUUUUCAACAGCAUGGUGUCACCAUUGGUACAGAACGCCUUUGAAGGCUACAACGUCUGUCUUUUUGCCUACGGGCAGACGGGUUCGGGAAAGAGCUUCAGUAUGAUGGGCGAGUCAACUCUUUCGAACGAUUUAGCGCCGUCAGAAGAUGCUGGAAUAAUUCCCAGAUUCUGCUACGACUUAUUCUCAUUAGCCACUCGCAACAGUCACUACACAAUUGGCGUGGAGAUCAGUUACUUUGAAAUUUACAACGAGAAGAUCCACGAUCUGCUAGCAAACAAUUCUAGUGGUAAUGGAAGCAAACGAGCGCCUUUAAAAGUUCGCGAGCACCCGGUGUUUGGACCCUACGUCGUCGACUUGAGUCAGCACAGUGUCCAAAGCUACGAAGACCUUCAGAUGUGGCUGAAAGUUGGGAAUUCUCAGCGAGCUACUGCUGCUACGGGAAUGAACGAAAAGAGCUCGAGGUCACACAGCAUUUUUAGUAUUAUUUUGACCCAAGGCCCGAAAAAGUCUGAGUCUUCUAAUGUCUCCAGCUCUGCUGAAUCUAGUCGACGUAGUAAAAUAAACCUUGUUGAUCUUGCUGGUAGCGAACGACUGAGUCAAACUUGCGCAAGUGGUGAUAGAUUGCGGGAAGGAGUUUCAAUCAACAAAUCGCUGCUAAUCUUAGGAAAAGUAAUUGCAUCACUAGCUGAAAGUACUAGCAACAGAAAACGAGGGUUCGUUCCGUAUCGAGAGUCGGUAUUAACAUGGUUAUUGAAGGUAAGUUUAUAUUUUUAUUUAUUUUUUUAUAAAUAA
Molecule: messenger RNA, 1332 nt
Organism: Cotesia congregata
Lineage: Eukaryota; Metazoa; Arthropoda; Insecta; Hymenoptera; Braconidae
Source: the annotation of a GenBank genome assembly